CCGCGUGGAACUGUCAGUGUGGACUGAAUCGUCGCACGGAACGACCGCGAACCCGCGAACCGCGCGCCUUCACUCCGUGUGAAAUAAAUCGCGUUCUCAAUUUGAAAACAAACAGUAUUCUUUUUUUUAAUUUACAUAGAUAACAAGUCACCUCACUAUUUUUUCAAAUUGAACGAUAUGAGAAAAGCAAAGAACAUUUUACGAAAACGUGUUCCGUCGAAAUUGGUUAGCAGUAGCAGAGAUAGUUGGCCUUAAGUGAUGUACAAAGGACUCGGUCACAAUGCUGGCGGACAAUGACGCUCCCGACUACUCUGCCCCAAAUGGAACGUAUAAUUUCUUUUUCGAAGAUCCUCGCUUCAUUUCAAUAUUAAAACAUAGAGCUUCGAAUCACACGAGCAGUAUUGGCGACGUGAUCAAGGUUUUGGAAGACUGGCGCAGCAAAUAUAAUAUAUCGGUAGUGAAAGAAUGUGAGAGAUCUGAUUACUGUUCCGGAGAUUUGAGGGAUUUGAUUCUCGCGUAUAAUAGUAUACAUGGAUAUGUUAGUUUGUUGGUUUGCCUGUUCGGCAGUCUAGCGAACGCUUUGAACGUAGCGGUGCUGACGCGGCGCGACCUUGCCGUGACCCCCAUCAACCGGCUGCUGAAGUGGCUCGCAGUGGCUGACGUCUUCGUGAUGUUGGAGUACGUGCCCUUCGCGAUCUACAGGUACCUGCUGUUCCCGGGGCAGGAGGAGCGGCCGUACUCCUGGGCGGUGUACAUGCUGUUCCACAUGCACUUCACGCAGAUCCUGCACACCGCCUCUAUAUUGCUCACGUUGUCACUGGCUGUCUGGCGCUACCUCGCCAUCAAGUAUCCUACAUACAGCCCAGCGCUGUGUACAGAUCGUCGAUGUACGAUAGCUAUACUGCUCAGCUUCACUUUGCCGCCUAUUCUCUGUAUACCUUCGUAUUUUGUAUUCACAAUACACAAAGACUUCGCGUUCGAUAAAAGCGGGAACAUGCUCACCAAAGUCUACUUCGUCGAUUCGAAUUACAACGGGAGCCUUUACCAGAUAAACUUCUGGGUCCACGCAGUGCUCAUUAAACUGCUACCUUGUGUGAUACUAACGGUUAUCAGUGCUUGGCUGAUAAGAGCGUUGUAUAGAGCGAAUAAUAGGAAGAAGGCGCUUAAGGGGUACAGCGCUUGUCCAGCCAGUACCGUUGUCAAUGGCAACGGGAAUGUUUUCACGAGGAAGUCGACGAAGCGAUCGAAAGCUGAGCGACGGACGGACAGGACAACCAAGAUGCUGGUCGCUGUGUUACUACUCUUCUUACUGACCGAGUUUCCACAAGGAAUUCUAGGUCUUUUAAGCGGGAUCCUUGGCAGAUGCUUCUUCAAGCAGUGUUACGACCUCUUUGGAGAGCUGAUGGACAUUCUAGCUCUUCUAAAUGGAGCUAUCAACUUCGUACUCUACUGCUCCAUGUCCCGCCAGUUCAGAACAACCUUCGGCCAAAUGAUAAGGAACCGGUGUGCGACCGCCCAAAGGGCUAACUCUCAUACAGAACUACAGACUACUUACGUAUAGAAAAGGUGACGCAAGUUCUUGCUAUCGGCUAAGAACCGAAACGGAGAUUUAAGUGAGUUGUGACUCAAGUGUUUAAGUGAAACUGACAAUUCUGGUGUCGUACCAAAGUGUAGUUUAAGAAAAAAAUGUUGUAAUGUUUGUUAGUUAUUAGUGUUUGUAAGUAGUUUAAGCGAUUUUCAAAGCUCGAAUGAUUUCGUUUGGAGAUCUCGUUGCUGUAAAGAUUGUUGUAAAAAUAUUUUGUCUGUCUAUGUAACUCUAGUAUCUGUUGCAAAAGUUAAGCUCUUAAGAAAUACGCAAAUAUUAAAUAAAAUCUUUUAAACUAU
Messenger RNA from Trichoplusia ni (cabbage looper), 1884 nucleotides. RefSeq names its product sex peptide receptor (gene NGR-A20). Gene Ontology annotation, biological process: G protein-coupled receptor signaling pathway. The record is from RefSeq and is a predicted model, not a curated record. Gene Ontology annotation, cellular component: membrane. Gene Ontology annotation, molecular function: G protein-coupled receptor activity. Lineage: Eukaryota; Metazoa; Arthropoda; Insecta; Lepidoptera; Noctuidae. The transcript has 7 exons. The coding region runs from base 281 to 1561 and encodes 426 amino acids.